Heterobilharzia americana is the source of this 1587-nucleotide messenger RNA. Lineage: Eukaryota; Metazoa; Platyhelminthes; Trematoda; Strigeidida; Schistosomatidae. The record is from the annotation of a GenBank genome assembly.
AUGGGUGAUCAGAAAUUAUCUUUUAUUCUCUGCUGUAAAUGUGGCGUUCAAAUACAUUCAAAUGCUGCAAAUAUGUGUUUCACAUGCCUAUCAAGCGAUGCAGAUAUCGCUGCUCAUAUUGAUCGCCAAAACACUGUAACGUUUUGUCCAAAAUGUGAACGUUAUUUGAGUCCACCGUCUAACUGGAUCUGUGCCGAACCGGAGUCACCAGAGUUACUGGCAUUAUGUAUCAAAAGGAUUCGGGGGCUUAAAAAGGGCUUGGAUGUUCGAAGUGCCAGGUUCAUCUGGACAGAGCCUCAUAGCAGAAAAAUAUCCAUAGAGGUAACUGUACAUGGUGCUUUGCAAACUGGUGAUCGCGUUGAGCAGCAGAUUCUGAUUGAUUUCGCAGUUCACUCACAACAAUGUACUUCAUGUACUCGUAGUGCUGCCAAAGAUUAUUGGAAUGCCUGUGUUCAAGUUCGUCAAAAGGUGGAUCACAAAAAGACAUUGUUACACUUAGAACAAAUUAUUCUUCGUUCUGGUAUGCACAAAACUUGCUCCAGUAUUAAGCAAGUCUCAGGAGGUAUUGACUUCUUUUUCAGCACACGCUCACAGGCGGCUGCCUUUGUAAAUUAUCUUUCAAAACGUUCACCUUGCCGCUAUCAAACUGCACAACAUUUAAAAUCACACGAUGUACAUAGCAAUACAUACAAUUACAAGUACACAUUUUCUCUAGAAAUCGCACCAGUUUGUAAGAAUGAUGUAGUCUGUUUGUCAAGAGCGCAAUCACAUAAACUUGGUGGCAUUGGUCAACUGUGUAUUGUUACUAAGCCAAUUCAAACCAUUUUUUAUGUUAUUUCGUUAUCCACAUUUAACAGUCUCUUCUUGCUGUAUUAUUCCACUUCAGUUUGUCAUGUAGAUAGUAAGGCUUAUUUCUCAUCUCCAUUCACAUCCAUAACAACACAAAAACGUCUGUCUCCAUUCGUUGUGCUUGAAAUCGAAGCGGAAGAAGAAGAAAGACGUGAUUCUAGCCAAAUAAAUUCUUCAAGGAAAUCCCAUACUACUUCAACCACUUCAUAUCCGGUGGGCGCUAAGUUGUCCAAAAAACAUUCACCAAUUUCUGUUUGGGUGAUGCGAGAUCCAAGUGACGGAGCUGAUUUAGCUCAAUUGGACAGUGAAUCGGGUGAUGGUAUGAUUCAUACCAGAUCACAUCUUGGUCGUAUUUUGCAUCCUGGUGAUAAAGUGCUUGGGUUAGACUUAAGAAACUGCAAUAUUAACCAUCCGGAAUUUGAAAAACUUCCAGAGGAUAAAAUUCCUGAUAUAAUCUUAGUCUUACGUCCUAGUCAGCAAAAAUCUUCAGUUGAUGGUGGUGGCGGUGGUGAAAAUGAUGGCCCGAGUAAACAGAAACGUAUCCGAAAGCAUUCAUUUGGUUUAGUAGAUUCUGAAGUGGAUACGUCUUCACAGGUAGGGCAUACAGAUUAUUCAUCAGGAGAUGAUGAUGAUUAUGCCUCAUUUGACGACGAAGAAGAGAAUGGUGAUGAGAAAUUUGAGCAUUUAGACAUGGAUGUUAACUGGGAAGAUGCUAGUGAGGAUCCAUUACAGAACUAA